UGCGGUUGGGAGGCAGAGCAGGGAGGCAGUGCUGGCAGAGAAGGGGUGCAGAGCCCCCUCAUCCUCUGCAGGGGCUUGGGGCAGGCAAGGAGCCGGGGCAGGACGAGCAGCCGGCCCUGGGGCCGGUUCAUUCUCUUGGGAGACCCAUGGCAGAAUCUGUUUAAAUGCUUUCUGAGACCCCGGACCCCCACGCACAGCUACACCUCGGGCUGCUGCGGGAGCUCGGCGUUCCUCGGGGAGCCCCCCUGACAGUGCACCAGGACACCUGGGAGGGACAGCUGGACGGUGUGUGUCUCAUCCUUAGAAUCCAUCCCCUACUCCAGGAGGCUUUAAACGAGCAUCAUCACACCCUGAACAUCACACCAUGAACGGGUACCUGAACAAAUCCCAUUUCCUGAUGGUGGAGGAAGGCUUCACCACCAGAGACCUCCUGGAGAACCUCCUGGGGGAGCUGUGCCAAGAGAGCGACCACCAGGCCUUCUUCGUGGCAGACCUUGGGGACAUCGUCAAGAAACACCUGCGUUUCCUGAAGGCCUUGCCCCGAGUGAAGCCCUAUUUCCCAGUUAAAUGCAACGGCAGCGAAGGGGUGAUUCGGCUGCUGGCAGAGCUGGGGGCAGGAUUCGCCUGUGCCAACAAGGCAGAGAUCAGCCGGGUUCAAGGCAUUGGGGUCCCAGCUGAGAAGAUCUUCUACAGCAGCCCCUGCAAGCAGGUCGCCCACAUCAGGUACGCGGCCACCCACGGGGUCAGGCUGAUGGCCUUCGACAACGAGGUGGAGCUGAGCAAGGUGGCCAGGAGCCACCCCCGUGCCAGGAUGUUGUUGGGGAUCACUGCUGACUCCAUCCCUUCUGCCCACCCGAGCAUGACCUUCGGGACCACGCUGAAAUCCUGCCGGCACCUGCUGGAGACGGCGAAGGAACAGGCUGUGGAGGUUGUUGGCAUCAGCUUCCACCUUGGGAGCCGUGGCCUGGAGCCCCAGACCUUCACCCAGGCCGUGGCCACAGCACAGCUGGUGUUUGACGUGGCCACAGAGCUGGGAUUCCGAAUGCACCUCCUGGACAUCGGGGGCGGCUUCCCCGGCACCGAGGACACCAGAGCCCCUCUCGAAGAGAUCUCUGCCGUGAUAAACUCCGCCCUGGAUCUGUACUUCCCCGAGGGCUGUGGGGUGGACGUGGUUGCCAGGCCUGGGCGCUACUAUGUCACCUCAGCCUUCACCUUGGCUGUCAGCAUCACUGCCUUGGAGGAGAUUCCCAUGGAGCAGCCUGGCUCUGACGGUAGGUGUGACAGCGGGAUGUGUCCCCCCGUGUCCCCGAGCCCCCCUGAGCCCCGUCCCUGCUCCGCUGCAGAGGAAGAGUGUGGCAGCAGGAAGAGCCUCAUCUAUCACCUCAGCGACGGCAUCUACGGCGCCUUCAGCUGCCUCCUGUUCGACAGCCCCUGCCCCAGGCCUCGGCUGCACAAGAGACCCUGCCCAGAGCACCCCUGGCACAGCAGCAGCCUGCGGGGCCCCCCGGGGCACGGCGAGGAUCGCAUCGCUGACGGGCUGCAGCUGCCCCAGCUGCACGUGGGGGACUGGCUGGUUUUUGGGAACAUGGGAGCCUACACCAUCACAACAUCGUCCCUGCUCACCGGGUGUCCCCAGCCGCAGGUCACCUACGCCAUGUCCCGCAUGGCCUGGAAAGCCGUCCAGCUCUUCCAGGAAAAGCCACCCCAGACAGAAGACGACCGUGAGAGCCUCUGCACCCCUCUGUCCUGCGGCUGGGAGAUGGCAGAGACACUUUGUGUCACCCCUGCCUUCGCUCCUGCCGGCAUCAUCUGAGCUCUGCUGGGGAAGGAGCCACGCUGGGAAAGGUCCUGUGGUGGUACUGGCAGGGGAAAUGUCCCAUAAUUGUAUCAGGGUGGGAAAAAUCCCUCGGCAGCGCCGGGGGAAAAGGUGCCACAGUGGUACUGGAGGGAUAAAGAUCCUCCAGCAAUGCCAUGGUGGGAAAUAUCCCAUGGCAGUACCAGAAGGGAGAGGUCCUGUGGUGGUGCCAGAGGGGGAAAGGAUCCCAUGGCAGUGCCAGGGAGGGAGAAGGUGCCAUCCCGCCUCUGGCAUCGCCCCUCUCCGCUCUCACGGACUUGGAAGUGAAUCCUGCUCCAUAAAUCCUGCUCCUCCA
Corvus hawaiiensis (hawaiian crow) is the source of this 2150-nucleotide messenger RNA. It is a transcript of the gene AZIN2, whose product is annotated as antizyme inhibitor 2. The coding region runs from base 365 to 1813 and encodes 482 amino acids. Gene Ontology annotation, cellular component: cytoplasm. The transcript has 10 exons. The record is from RefSeq and is a predicted model, not a curated record. NCBI's taxonomy places the organism in Eukaryota, Metazoa, Chordata, Aves, Passeriformes, Corvidae. Gene Ontology annotation, molecular function: catalytic activity.